Messenger RNA from Temnothorax curvispinosus, 789 nucleotides. RefSeq names its product hybrid signal transduction histidine kinase B-like. The coding region runs from base 120 to 623 and encodes 167 amino acids. The record is from RefSeq and is a predicted model, not a curated record. Lineage: Eukaryota; Metazoa; Arthropoda; Insecta; Hymenoptera; Formicidae. The transcript has 6 exons.
AAGAGUUGAGCCACGUAAAACAGCAGCACCAGAUUUGGACUGUCGACUGGUAUCCCAACGUCAAUGGCGCUGAAAACAAGAGACGUCCAACAUUGUUAAUUGCAAUUUUCAUCGUAAAGAUGUCUAAGCAAGAGGGAAACAGAGGUUAUGAUUCAGAACCAUCAACUAGUAGUGGAUAUCGCAGGAAACCAUACGACAGGAAUUCAGAAUCAGAUCGUUCAUCAGUGAGAGGAAUAGGAAUAGGAAUAGGAAUAGGAAUGGGAAUAGGAAUAGGAAUAGGAAUGGGAAUAGGAAUAGGAAUAGUGAAGAGUAUCAAACGCGAAGUUUCUCCAGUAAGUACAUCUACGUUCUCGGAACAUGAGUCAAUGGAAACUGCAAGUGACGUUAAGAGCGAAAUUAAUAGUGAAGUUGAGAGUGAAACUCAAAGUAAUGAGUCGCAGCAGCAGCAACAGGAGCAGCCACAGCAACAGCAACAGGAGCAGCAGCAGCCGCAGCAGCAACAAAGAGCUCAUCGCCACGCGCAUCGCCGAGGACAUGGUCGGGGACGGUCGCGUGCCCGCUGGUAUCUUAAUCGGCGGGACAAUCUCUGCAGAAUGGAUCGCUCGUGGCACCCAUGGCUGUAAGAUACAGAACGUUUGGCCUAACAACACAUUUGUGCUAUAACGAACGAGAAAAGGAUUAAAAUUAUUAUCGCAUUAUUCAUUUUAUUUUCUUGCCCAUAUACGUUCUUAUAUUUUCUAACACUGACGCUAGCUUUCAGGAAGUUAUUGAAAAAUGAAAGAUGAUAAA